GGUGAACUUCACUGCUCGUGGUCUAAUGCCUCCAGUCUUCACUCCACUCAAUGAUGACCACACCAUAAACUAUGGAGUUAUUCCCGCGUAUGCUAAGUUCUUGGCUGAUUCAGGGAUCAAAUCUGUUUUGGUGGGUGGUACAACAGGCGAGCACAUGUCCCUAUCUGUAGCCGAUAGGAAGAAAGUCGUUGAUGCUUGGGUGGUAGCUGCCAAGACUACAGGCCUUCAUAUUCAGGUGCAAGUCGGUGGAGCACCCUUAGCUGAUGUUACUGAACUGGCCCGCUACUGCCAAGAUGUCGGAGCCGACUCCUUACUUACCCUUCCUGAGUUAUACUUCAAGCCAGCCUCAGUUGAUGAUCUGGUGUUCUACGUAUCUCAAGUCGCUAAGGCUGCCCCCAAACUGCCAGUAUUGUACUACCAUAUACCCAGUAUGAGCAAAGUUGAAAUCAAUAUGCCAGCCUUCGUAACAGCGGCUACAGCGAGUAUCCCUAACUUUAAGGGCAUUAAGUUCACUUCAAACGACCUUAGCGAAGGCGCUCAAGUCCUCAGAGCCCUGAAGGAUGGCCAGGAGAUGUUCCUUGGAGCUGAUACUCUCAUUGCACCAGCAGCGCUCUUAGGCAUUAAAUCUAGCAUUGGAACAAGUUUCAACCUGUUCCCGAAACUGGCGCAGGAAAUCUUGGAUGCCGUCGAAAAGAACGAUGUAGCCAAAGCCAGGGCUUUGCAGGAAAAACUAAGCUUAGCUAUUGAAGCUCACACUGUUGAAGGUCCCUGGGUACCCAUAAUGAAGGCCGGUAUGGAGAUAGCUACUGGCAUCAAGGUUGGACCUCCAUCACUCCCACAGAGGCCUCUCUCUUCCGAAGCCAAGCAAAGGAUUCACUCCAAAUUGAGGACCCUUGGUCUGAGCAAGUGA
Messenger RNA from Spodoptera littoralis (African cotton leafworm), 910 nucleotides. Lineage: Eukaryota; Metazoa; Arthropoda; Insecta; Lepidoptera; Noctuidae. The record is from the annotation of a GenBank genome assembly.